AAAAUAAUUUAUAAUUCUUCCAUUAAAUGUCUACUAAUUAACUACCAAAAUUCUCUUAUCUUUACCGUAUAUACUCAUGACUAUAUCUAUUUUUAGCUGAUUUCUUCAUUCUUCAAAAAAAAAAAAAUUGUUUUUUUUUUGCUCGAAGGACAUUCAAGAAUCUAAAACUUACCCAUAUAAGUAUUUUGCUAAGGAAAUUAAAGAUUGUAGAUUGAAGGAUUCUAUUUGAAUAGGCGUCCCCGGAGAGCAAAUCAAGAACGGGCUCUUGGGGCGCGGUUGAUGAGAAUUGUGCGUUUGUUGUGAGUUCUUUUGUGUUAGUAUUGAACUAAAUGAUAAGGUUCAAUGAUGAAAUCGAUGAAUAUGGAGAAGAAAUGGUUGUUUCCGUUGGUUCUAAGCGUGUUUGUGUGUUUUUUCAUCGUUGUAACCUCUUUCAACAUGGGCCUUAUUACUUCAUUACACACAAUCAAUUCAAUAUUUUCAUCUCAUGUCAAGAUAAAUGAGAGUAACACGUAUUUUGCUGAAUCGAAAAUUAACCAGCCUCCACCCCCUCCUGCUAGACCUCCUGUCCCUCGUUUUGCUUAUUUGGUAGCUGGAUCGAAGGGUGAUUUAGAUAAGCUUUGGAGAACGCUGCAAGCGUUGUAUCAUCCAUGGAACUAUUAUGUUGUUCAUUUGGACCUAGAAUCGUCUAUAAAGGAGAGAUUAGAACUUGCUUCUAGGGUACAGAAAGAUCCCGUGUUUGCACAGGUUGGGAAUGUGCAUAUGAUCACCAAAGCAAACAUGGUAACCUACCGUGGACCUACCAUGGUUGCUAACACUCUUCAUGCCUGCGCGAUUCUUCUGAAGAAGUAUACGGAUUGGGAUUGGUUUAUUAACCUGAGCGCGUCUGAUUAUCCCCUGGUGACUCAAGAUGAUUUACUCUACACUUUUUCCGAUUUAAAACGAGAGUUCAAUUUCAUUGAGUACACUAGCCGGCUGGGUUGGAAAGAGGGUCAAAGGGCAAUGCCGCUUAUAGUAGAUCCCGGGCUCUAUAAGACAACUAAGUCCGACGUAUUUUGGGUCUCACCAAGGAGAGGUCUUCCCACGGCCUUUAAACUCUUUACAGGUUCAGCCUGGAUGAUCCUCUCUCGUGCUUUCGUGGAGUACUGCAUAUGGGGUUGGGAUAAUCUCCCUAGGACCCUACUUAUGUACUACACAAAUUUUGUGUCCUCUCCCGAAGGCUACUUUCAGACAGUCGCUUGCAAUGCCCCAGAAUUCAAUAGAACUGUUAUCAACCACGACAUGCACUACAUUUCAUGGGAUCGCCCUCCAAAACAACAUCCGCACAAUCUCAACCUUAAUGACACCGCAAAAAUGAUUGCAAGCGGUGCUGCAUUUGCUCGCAAGUUCAAGCGAGAUGAUCCUGUUCUAGACAAGAUUGAUAAAGAACUUCUUCAUCGAAGCAAUGAUUGCUUCACACCGGGGGGUUGGUGUGCUAGAAAUCGUUCUUGUUUAAAGGUUGGAAAUCCAACUAGGCUUAAACCAGGUCCAGGAGCUAAAAGGCUUCGGCGUCUUAUUGGUAAACUAGUUUUGUCAACUAAUACUAGUCAACAGCAGUGUAAGUAGUUAUACCAUCCCUGCCUUUCUGAUGAAAAAAAAAGGGAGGGGAUUAGAGAGUUCCAUUCAUCCAUCAAGAGAAUACCAUAUUAACACUAGGUAAUUUUGUAAUAUAAAGAUUUACACAUCCUUAUCACCCUUCUGGUGUUCCUGUUUUUGUAGUAAGUUCAUCUUUUCUGCCA
This is a messenger RNA of Capsicum annuum, 1775 nucleotides long. RefSeq names its product beta-glucuronosyltransferase GlcAT14A. Gene Ontology annotation, molecular function: glucuronosyltransferase activity. Bases 343 to 1602 code for a protein of 419 amino acids. Gene Ontology annotation, cellular component: membrane. The transcript is spliced from 5 exons. NCBI's taxonomy places the organism in Eukaryota, Viridiplantae, Streptophyta, Magnoliopsida, Solanales, Solanaceae. The record is from RefSeq and is a predicted model, not a curated record.